Molecule: messenger RNA, 1248 nt
Organism: Trypanosoma rangeli
Lineage: Eukaryota; Euglenozoa; Kinetoplastea; Trypanosomatida; Trypanosomatidae
Exons: 1
Coding region: 1-1248 (415 amino acids)
Biological process (GO): protein localization to phagophore assembly site; endoplasmic reticulum to Golgi vesicle-mediated transport
Cellular component (GO): TRAPPIII protein complex; cytoplasmic vesicle; phagophore assembly site
Source: RefSeq, a predicted model, not a curated record
AUGCAUAGCGGGCAGGUUUUUCACUUUGUCGAUCCCGUUCAUUGCCUUUCCUCAUGUGAGUCCUCCGUGGGCGAGGCGCGUGAUCGGAUGCAAGAGCACCUCUGUGAGUCGAUGAUUGAGAACCGCACCCUUCAUGCCCGCCAUGGUGCGCUAUUCUAUCAUGUAGAGGUGCCGUACACCGUGGAGUCCACGGUGGACAGCCCAGAUGCUGUGAAGAUUCCUGUUACGGUGCACUGUCGCUCGCUCGCGGCGCACCCGCUGCUGGUAACAGUAGAAACCACAACACCUGGAUGCCCUAAUGCUGCUCCCUCCUCCAUGUCUUCUUCCGUGCCAGUCGUCUUCGUGGGGAAGAGUAGUGCUGGGUUUUUACUUUUACCGCACGAAAAUUACUCGCUAAGCUUCACAGCCUGUGCCUUUGCCCCCGGGGUGGCGGAAUGCAAUCUCUUUAAGGUGAGUGCGGUAGCAUUGCAGCUCCCACCGCUAGGGAACCGCGGUGUAUGGCAGACGGGCACGUCGCGCGGUGCCUUGAUGACAUGGAUAGGAGAAACCACGUCAUGCCUUGGGGCGGAACCGGGCAUUACAGCAAGAGUAGGAGGAGAAAGUAGUGGUAGUGGUGGUGGUGGAAGCAACUGUAGUGGCAGCGGCAGGAAGCAGUUAGGAUGUGUCAGCGCUUUGGUGUACGACAGCAUUCGAAUAGUCGUGCUUGGUCACGGAAUGGCCGCCAUGACACGCGUUCUUUUUGUAUCCUUGUCACAGGCAACUAUGCGGGCAGCAGCUGAGGCGGUGGCUGCGAGGAUGCAGCCGUACCACGAGGAGGCCAAGCGGUACGAGAGGCAAUGCAAGGUAUUUGAGCAGCGACGGGCCCUCCUUGGCACCCCCUCAGCUAAGCGGCUGCAGAAAAAAGACGCGCUCUUGGCCUUGUACCCUCCACGGGCACACAAGCUGGUGGAAACGGUGCGGGAGACGCCUUUUUCCACGAGUGCUGUGGCGUCAAGCGCACCCACGUGGAAGUCAGACACGUCGCUUUUGCUGCCGCAUCGUGGAAUCACCGGCAAUAACGACUUCACUGGUGCUGCCGUGUUGGAAGCCGUCGCAGUAUCCCCAUCUAGCUCAGACUGGGCAGUAGAGGUCGACACGCACUUGGAGCUGCAGGGACUACGGGACAUAACUAUGUCACGGGGAGAAUCGUCGAGGUCGGAAACAGGCACAAGCUCCUCAAGCACAACUAGCAGAGAUGAGUCCGUGUAA